Aplysia californica (California sea hare) is the source of this 1369-nucleotide messenger RNA. RefSeq names its product cytochrome P450 2G1-like. Gene Ontology annotation, cellular component: intracellular membrane-bounded organelle; cytoplasm. The record is from RefSeq and is a predicted model, not a curated record. Lineage: Eukaryota; Metazoa; Mollusca; Gastropoda; Aplysiida; Aplysiidae. The transcript is spliced from 6 exons. Gene Ontology annotation, molecular function: heme binding; iron ion binding; oxidoreductase activity, acting on paired donors, with incorporation or reduction of molecular oxygen, reduced flavin or flavoprotein as one donor, and incorporation of one atom of oxygen. The coding region runs from base 1 to 1098 and encodes 365 amino acids. Gene Ontology annotation, biological process: xenobiotic metabolic process.
AUGUUGUUGGAGACUGUCCUGUCUCUGAGCGCCACGUCCUGGCUGCUGGUGAUAGUGGGCGUGGUCACACUUAUUUACUUCCUGACCUCCGACAGAGACAACAGAAAACUCCCGCCAUCUCCAGGCCUGGCUUUGCCCAUCGUAGGACAUCUGUACAUGAUGGAGAGAAACCCUUUACAGCAGUUACGGAAAUGGAGAGAAAGGUUGGGAGACAUAUUCAUGCUUCGAAUGGGCAGCACUAACAUGGUGUUUCUGAACGGCCAUGACGUACUGAAAGAGGCGCUGGUCAAAAAGGCAGACGUGUUCUCAGACAGACCUCUGGCAGCUCUCAGACAUAUAUUUCCAGAUGUGGAUGUCUAUGUAAAAGAACUGCUCAAACACAAGGGACAGCCCACAGAGCUGAGGUCAAUCACCAACAUGAGUGUGUCGAAUGUCAUCUGCGCCAUUAUCUUUGGCAGGAGGUACGAACUUUACGACAAGCGGUUUGCUAAAAUGAUGGGCAUCUUCCAAGAGGUGCCAUCGCCGAUGCAGACGAAUCCAGUGGAGUCUGGCAUGACGGUGUCUUUGGAGGAGACGAGUGCGUCGAGGUGGGUGUCGGGCAACGAUUCAGUGGGCUUUCAAACGUCGACAAACGGUAAACAAUUUCUUGUAAUACCCCAGAUUUACAAAGAAAUCUGCGAACAUAUCGGAACACAUCGCGUUCCCACGAUACAGGACAAACCCAAACUGAAGUACUUGCAAGCCGUCAUCUACGAAACUCUGAGAUUGGCCAAUAUUGUACCACUGAGGAGGAGGGAGUGUUUGUUUUCUCUUACAUUUUUUUUCUGUUGCCCUUUUGUUCCUUCACCAUAUAUCAGCACGCACAUUGCUUUUUCUUUUCCCCCAAACAGCCUGACCCACAUGGUCACAGAGGACACUGAACUCAGAGGUUACGUCAUUCCCAAAGGCACCUUCGUAGUGCCCAAUCUGUACUCUGCCCUCAUGGAUGAAAAAGUCUGGGGAGAUCCUCAGAACUUCCGGCCAGAGAGAUUUUUGGACUCCCAAGAAAACAUUGUGAAGAGAGAAGAGAUGAUCCCGUUUUCAUUAGGUAAUGUGUAGACUUAAGUUUUGAACCCCUUCAUUGCUGAGAGUUUUCCUAUCUACGUUUGCACAGAAAAAGAUGAUAAUGUUCAUUCAAGAGAGUUAAACAAAGCCAUACUGUCUUUCAGAUUAAUCAUGACAAAGCAACAGCAUAAUCUGUAAUUACACCUUCUACAUCUCCCUCUAUAGUCCAGCAGAAACAUGUCAGUGAAUCAGAUUUUGGAAGAAAAAAACACCAAGUGAGUAUGUACUUCUACACAAUAGUUCAGGGGUUACAAAUAUUUGUUGC